GGCCCCCUGUACGGUGGUGUGCGCGCUGACAGGAGCUAUAGUCAAUGCCACACGUCCCGCACAAAGUCGCCGCCUUGGUCAGCGAUCAGGAUGAUGGUGAGACCGCCGGCUACGACUUGCCUGAGCCCUCGAAAGACGGGGCCAUUGAAGGUCCGGUCUCGCCAGUGGAGGAGGAUGGUCAACUGAUAUCCAGAGACGAGGCGGAGAAGUGGAGCCACGUCGGCGGCGCUCCGCGCUUCGGCAAUCCCGGAGAUCAAGACCAGAGCGCCACCUUGCUCGACCAUGAAGACUUACUGGAGACCAGGCUUGACGACAAGCUCUUCGGCGAUUGGUACCAUAAUACGGCAGUCAUCAUCUUCGCAUGCCUUGCGUCGUGGACGGUUGCUGUAUUGGGUGGCGGACUUGCGUGGGUCUUCAUCAUCAUGGCCUUCUGCGCCACCUACUACAGGACGUCGAUUCGACGGGUCCGCCGCAACUUCCGGGACGACAUACAGCGGGAGGUCGCCAAAGCCAAGCUGGAAACCGAAGUCGAGAGCAUCGAAUGGAUCAACAUCGCUUUGAUCAGAAUGUGGCCAAUACUAUACCCAUGGAUUGGCAACGUGGUGAGGGACUCGGUCAAUCAGAUCAUUAGCACCUCGGUGCCGGCUUUCCUUGACAGCAUGAGAAUGGAGAGCUUCAUACUAGGUACGAAGCCGCCUCGUAUGGAGCAUGUCAAGACGUAUACCACGUCGGAGGAAGACACGAUCAUGAUGGACUGGAAGUUCAGCUUCACGCCAAAUGACACUGCCGACCUUACUGCCCGGCAGCUCAAGCUCAAGAUCAAUCCAAAAGUCGUGUUGGAAGUACGCCUCGGCGUAGGGUUGGCAUCUAAGGCUCUCAAGGUUAUCGUUGAGGACAUGGCUUGUUCCGGACUGAUGCGGAUUAAGAUGAAACUGCAGCUUGACUAUCCAUUCAUUGAGCGUGCGGAGCUUUGCUUCCUGGAAAGACCGACGUUCGACUAUAAGCUCAAUCCUCUUGUGCCGCAGUCUUUUGGCUUUGACAUUAACUUCGUACCUGGUUUGGAAGGCUUUAUCAACGAGCAGGUGCAUGGGAAUCUUGGUCCGAUGAUGUACGCUCCGAACGUCUUCCCGAUCGAGAUCGCCAAAUUGCUCGCCGGUACUGCUGUUGAUCAAGCUAUCGGCGUGCUCUCAUUAACCUUCCACGGUGCUCAAGGCCUUAAGAACACUGACAAAUUCGCGGGCACGCCUGAUCCGUACGCGACGGUAAGCAUCAAUGACCGCGAGGAGCUUGGACGGACGAAGAAGGUAGACGGAAACGCCAAUCCACGGUGGAAUGAGACAGUCAAUGUCAUUCUCACAAGCUUGCGCGAGCCGCUCACCAUUACUGUCUGGGACUUCAACGACAUUCGCAAAGAUAAGGAGCUUGGCAAGUGCGUCUUCCAGCUUGAGCAGCUCGAGGCGGACCCUGAGCAUGAGAACCUGCAACUUGAAGUGAUCUCAUCCGGAAGGCCGCGUGGGAUUGUGCAAGCCGAUAUUCGCUUCUUCCCAGUGCUCGAGGGCAAGAAGCUCGAAGAUGGUACCGUUGAGCCACCACCGGAGAGCAACACCGGUAUUGCUAAGUUCACGGUUGAGCAAGCCAAAGACCUUGACGGCACAAAGUCUAUGGUUGGCGCAUUGAACCCGUACGCCGUAUUGUUACUCAACGGCAAGGAAGUCGCCGUCUCCAAGAAGCUCAGUCGAACCAACAGCCCUGUCUUCCCAAACGCGACAAAGGAGAUGCUCAUCACGGAUCGCAAGACAGCCAAGCUUGGAUUGGUGAUCAAAGACGACAAGGACCUAGCUAUUGACCCUGUCAUCGGCACAUACCAGAUUAAGUUGGAUGACAUGAUAGACCUGAUGAGCAAAGGCCAGGAAUGGUACAAUCUCGCUGGUGCCAAAACCGGUCGCGCCAAGAUGCUACUUCAGUGGAAGCCAGUUGCGCUCAAAGGCGCACUCAGCGGUAGCGGCGGAUAUAUCACGCCAAUCGGCGUCAUGCGCUUCCACUUCCAAUCCGGCCGGGAUCUGAAGAACCUGGACAAGGUUGGCAAAUCUGACCCGUACAUGCGGGUUUUGCUUUCCGGCAUCCCCAAAGGCAGGACUGUGACUUGGAAGAACAACCUCAACCCUGAAUGGGACGAGAUCUUCUACGUGCCGGUGCACUCGCCGCGUGAGAAGCUUGUAGUGGAGGUCAUGGACGAAGAGACCACACAAGACGAUCGUACCAUGGGUCAGCUCGAAAUUGCUGCGUCGGAGUAUGUAAAGCUGGGCGAGGAUGGUCGGUAUCUCCCCCACGACAGCAAAGAUAAGGUAAUCACAGCUCACGUCCGCAUUGGCUCAAGCGCGCCAAAGGGCACGAUCAACUUUACCGUGGCGUUUUACCCAUGUUUAAACGUCGUUGACCCAGAGGAAGAGGAACACGAUAUGGCGGAAGCCAAGGCGAAAGCCGCGGACGCGGAGAAAGCAGCCACCCAGGCAACUUCUUCGCCUCAGCACUCUCGCAGUCACACCGCUGGAACAAUUGCGAGUGUGACGAGUGAGAAGUCUACGAAGCAGGCACAGGGUGAGGCUGAGAUGCGGAAGGCGCUUGCUGAGGGCGAAGACGAGCAGGUAGAGACCAAUGAGGUGCAAGAGGCGAGCGUGCCCAAGGUUCGAAUCGGACCAGAGGACCUCACUAAGUAUGAACCCGGCGUGCUGAUCUUCAGAAUCAUCGACGGCCAGCUUGCCCAUCCAGACACGCAUCUGGAAGUCGUUAUGGACGACAAUCUGUUCCCUGCUUACAGCAGCGCCAAGGCUCGCAGCACGAAUUUCACUUUCAAUGAGACUGGCGAUACGGUGGUACGAGAGCUCGAUCUCUCACGCAUCACGCUUCGCCUCGUCUCCGGCGUGAACCGCAAAGGGGAGGAGAAGGACGACCCCAUCAAGGCCAAGAUCACCGGUCAGACUCUGGACGUGCUCCGCCGCUGCCUCUACACUCCUACUCAAAUAUCCCUGAGGGACGAUCAAGGCCGCGUGAGCAAAAUCACUGUCUCCAUGCGUUUCCUGCCGAUAGAGAUGCAGCUCGACCCAAGCGAGAGCUUCAAUAACUCCGGCAACCUCCGUGUCGAUGUACUGGAUGCCAUUGACCUUCCUGCGGCCGACCGGAAUGGCUACUCGGACCCAUUCUGCCGCUUUGUGCUCAAUGGGAAGGAGGUGUACAAGACGGAAGUUCAAAAGAAGACCUUGCAUCCGGCUUGGAACGAGUUCUUCGAAGUGCCAGUGCGGAGUCGGACGGCUGCCAAGUUUGAAGUCAACGUCUAUGACUGGGAUUUGGGCAAGACAGCAGACUUCUUGGGCAAGGCAGCCAUCAACCUUGACCUGUUGCAGCCACUAGAGGCACAGGAAGUGACCUUAGGCCUAGAUGGCAAAUCUGGGUCCAUCCGGCUUAAGAUGCUCUUCAAGCCAGAUUUCGUAGUGCGCAGCCGGCAGGGUUCUAGCACAUUCUCCGGUACUUUCGCCGCGCCUGGAAAGAUAGUCGGUGCGCCCGUAAAGGGCGUUGGCAAGGGCGCUGUAUUCGUUGGCGGUACUGUUGCCAAAGGAGCAGGCUUCCUUGGCCGCGGCUUCAAGCGAAGGACGAACAGUGGCAUGCCGGCUUCGCCUUCAGAGGAGGGUGCAAACGGCGGGCUCGAGGACAUGCAUGAGACAAGCAUGGAAUCGACAUCUCCGGGCCGACCAGAGACCGCGAACGGAACCGCUCCCCACGCCAACUACGCCAAUGGUGACGGUGCGAACAAGGAGUUACCAGCAACUCCUGCACCGGCGCAUAAGCGAGUUUCGAGUUAUGGUGGCAUGUCGCAAGCAGCGGGACGAGGCGAGUCUGGCACUGCAACCGUCACCGUUGUCAGCGCGUCUGGCUUCGAGGGUGAUCCGAAGCUAGAGGUGCACGUCUUGCAUGACACACCUAAGGGCCUGAAGAAGGUGGUAGAGACAGACCACCACAAGGCCAAAGAUGGCGCCGUACACUACGAGGAGACAAAGAAGAUUCAAUGUACUGCUGAUUCGCAGUUCCGGGUGCAAGUCCGGAAUCACAAGCCCUUUGGCAGUGACAUCCUCGGCGAGGCGGCCUUCUUCAUUAAUGACCAGGCGCAAGGCGGACAGCAAGAUGUUAAAGUCGGCAGCGGCACAGUUGUGUUACGUACGAGCUUCCAGUCAGCUGACGCGGCUAGUAUGCUGCAACCGCCAGGUGCCGAAUCGCCUGCAAGCAGCAAGAAGGGCGGCUUGAACAGGUUCAUGACCAGGAACAGCCGGAACGUGACGCCGUCUGGUUAGCAAGCUAGUAGCGAGCGCGCAAUGGCGGCUCGGAGUUUGCGGGCAUUCUCUGUGCAUGCACCGCGUGAUGGGAGCGAGACGAUGAAGGAGGGAACGCGGAAAGCGUACUGGCAGACACGAGAGACGUUCCGCAAGUCUGUGAGCAGUCUUCGCCAAGAUAACCACGGUACUCUGAGCGGCUAUGGCGUGGACUCUGAGAAUCCAUCUCUAUUUCAGGAGAGCUUGGUCACUUUACGGGUCCAGCCAGUCGAAGAUUCAAUUCGCGCAAGUCGAAGCCUCGACGGGCUAAGGCGAACUUAUUUUUUGCGGUCGAAAGUGCGUUAGAGCGGCGGGUUAUUUGUUCAAACUGGGGUGAUACCAAUACAGCGUCUUCCUACUCCAGUUUAUAGCUGUGUACUUGUGUCAAUACUCGCUCAGUGUUCAAAACCCCGAUGACACUUCUCUUAGGUGUGUAAACGUGAAGGCGCAGUGACAAGGACUGCAGUGCAAAAG
Baudoinia panamericana UAMH 10762 is the source of this 4835-nucleotide messenger RNA. RefSeq lists its product as uncharacterized. The transcript has 2 exons. NCBI's taxonomy places the organism in Eukaryota, Fungi, Ascomycota, Dothideomycetes, Mycosphaerellales, Teratosphaeriaceae. Bases 45 to 4343 code for a protein of 1432 amino acids. The record is from RefSeq and is a predicted model, not a curated record. Gene Ontology annotation, molecular function: lipid binding.